This is a messenger RNA of Aspergillus wentii DTO 134E9, 231 nucleotides long. RefSeq lists its product as uncharacterized. Gene Ontology annotation, cellular component: mitochondrial intermembrane space. Gene Ontology annotation, biological process: mitochondrial respiratory chain complex IV assembly. The record is from RefSeq and is a predicted model, not a curated record. The transcript is spliced from 4 exons. Bases 1 to 231 code for a protein of 76 amino acids. Lineage: Eukaryota; Fungi; Ascomycota; Eurotiomycetes; Eurotiales; Aspergillaceae.
AUGUCCAAGAAAGAAGACAAUCCCCCCGUUGUACCAGAAGUGGAUGACGAUGAGCCGGAUGACUGGGACAAGCGGAUCUUCAGCACCGGCUGCGCAGCUGAGAAUAUGAAAAUGAAUGACUGCUACUAUGAAAAGAAGGAUUGGCGAAUUUGCAAGAAAGAGAUGGAGGCAUUUCGCGAAUGUUGGAAGCGCCAGGGCAAUGACCAGCGAACGGCGACAAAAGACGUUUGA